Messenger RNA from Phycodurus eques (leafy seadragon), 820 nucleotides. RefSeq names its product MAPK regulated corepressor interacting protein 2-like. The record is from RefSeq and is a predicted model, not a curated record. NCBI's taxonomy places the organism in Eukaryota, Metazoa, Chordata, Actinopteri, Syngnathiformes, Syngnathidae. The transcript has 5 exons. The coding region runs from base 158 to 595 and encodes 145 amino acids.
UGACAUUGUGCGUCUCUGCAGGACACAUUUUUAACUUUAAAGUGGCGCACUUGUUUUUUUUUGGUUUGUCGCACAACGUUCUCGCCGUACGGAGGUUAUCAAACAAAACUGUGUGUUUUUAAACCUGGGAAAAAAGUAGACAAGUGUGACUUUUUACAUGAUGUACACGAUCACCAGAGGUCCUAGCAAACUGGUGACCCAACGGCGCACAGGCCCUACGCAGCCGCUCGACAACAAAAUAAACGACUUCAAGCAUAAGCAGACGACUUGGAGUUUACCCGAUCUCCCAGCACCCAAGAUUGUUUUUAACCGCCCCAACGGCAAAAAGUACCACCAGCCCGCCUCGGGUCUGCCCGCAGACCCCAAGCAGCAGGGGGAGUCGACGGCGGCCCACGAGGACAACGUCAAGUUUGUGUACGAGGCCUGGCAGGAGGUGAUUGACCACGCGCAAGGGACGGAAGAGGAGGCAAGCGCGGCGGCGGUGGUCCACUACAAAGACGACACUCCUAACCCCCACGUGGACGACUUUGUGCCCAUCGAUCUGGACGAGUGGUGGGCCCAGCGCUUCCUCGCCAACAUAGACAAACUAUCGUGACGUUCCUCGCGGAACUUCUGGGGGAGUUUCUGGAUCUGGGGACGUUGGCCCGAAAAGCAGGAAGAGGGUCAGAAAUGGGCACAAAAUGGCGCCCAGGACACCGGAGCAGAAAGCACAGACGUUGGCUUCUCUCCACUUGCACUGCUGCCAUUUUGACUCGACGUCUUCAGACGUGACCGCUGGAGGACGUCGCUUGUGUAAUAUAACUCACAUGUAAUGUAACUA